ACAAUUACAUGUCACCAUUCAGGAGUGGGUCACUUCAGAUUUUUUGAUCUAAAUUAUUACACGAUCCGAAUAAUAUAUAUUUAUUUAAAAUUCUAAAAAAAUUAAAAUUUUUUUAAUUUUAUAGUAAACGCUUUGAAAGGGAAAUAAAUUAUUUGAUAUUUAGUUAAAUUUUAAAAAUUAAAAGGAUUUUUUAAUUAAUUUGUUAUAUAUGUAUGUAUUUCGUUUGUAUAAUAAUGAGCAUUUGAGAUAAUAAAACCUUAUUUUGAACUGUUUAUAACGCACUUAAAAAUGUGGGCCUCAAGUCCCAAACGUAAAGAUCGAAUCUAUUGUAGACAUCAAACUAUAUACAUAUAAAUAGCUGCCAUUUUAUAGAGCAUAGAUACGCCAUUUUGUGGUUUCGUCAUACAAAAUGAAAGUUGAUAAAUUGAUAUUUUUAGUAUCCAAAUUGCAAAAUUUUUGGUCUGGAUAUGUUUUUCCGGAGAUAUUUUAGGUCACUAAAGCCAAAUAUGAAGGUCAUUUCUCGCGGAAAUAAACAGUUUUAAACAAACAUUUAAACAAUAAAGAUCUUAUAUUUAGGAAUCCGCGUAAACAACCGUGAGGCCGGAAAAUAAAAAGUAAUCCAAACUUAAUCCAAUACUUACGAUUCAAAUACAUACAGAGUAAGCUAUAUAGUAGGUUAAGAGUAUCAAAUUUUAAAAAGGUUUCAACGAUUUCAAAAACUCCUACAAAUGUCAUUCUAGCCGAAUAUAUCGCAGUUUGAUACUAUAAUGAAGCCUAUUUUUAUAUUGAAUUACAACACGUUCAAAUUAUAAAAUGGAAUAAUUAUUUUAUUAUUUACGAUACGUUGUAUCGUAUUGCUACCGCAUCUUUUAUGAGAUAGUAUAAAUUUGAAGCAGGGUGAGUAAUGGAAUUUUUGUUUUUAAAAAUAUCUAAUAAAUCUUUAAUAAAAAUCUCAUUGCUUUUAAUAAUGAUCUAUUGAAAGUUCAGAUUAUGAGUAUAAAAAUACUGGAUCUAUGUAGGCCCCAUCUUUAUGAGUUGUGGAAGUACAAUACUUCUCCCACUUAAUAAAUUUAACAUUAUAUUACCAGUAUGACGAAUGUUGAUCUCAUCAGCGAGUUGAAAGAGAAAACGGUGGGAUUAUUUAUGCUAAACUAUAUAUCUAAACCAAAAAUGUUUGCAAAUUGUGAAACAAUGCUCACAGAUAGUAUUUUAGUGUACAAACAUUUUAAUAGUACUAUUUUUUUUAGUAUACAUUGUAUUGAAAAUAUGUUUAUAUAAAAGUACCCAAACAUGUACAUUUGUACACUUACAUCAAUGUAUUAAAUUUGAUGAAAUUUUGAUAAAAUUUGCACAAAUAUUGCUACUAUGGUGAAACAUUAAGUAUUGUUAAGUGCGGCAUAAGUAAGAAGGGAGUGGGGGUAUCAUGAGUACGAACUUCUUAAAUAUUUCAGAUUGUUCAGUAUUAAUUCAAGAGUAAGAUAAUUGGUAUAAUUUUACAUGUUAUGUAAAUAUAUAUUUUUAUUAUAAAAUUUUUAUUUCCAUCACUUAUCAAGAAUUAAUUUAUCGGUAGUGAAAUGCGACGCCAUAUUGCUAAACUUCGUGUGCAGUCGUUGAAUUUCGUUUGGACACAUGUCGGGACCUAUGUUCAGCAGUAUUCGUUCAAUAGAGAAGCUUGUCAAGAAGCCCGCCUUUCUGAAUAUACAUUUUUCGUAGAUUAAAUCAUAAUUAUUUUAAUAUAUUAUCAUUUUGUAUUAACUGUAGCUAUUUGUGUUGUGUAUUUGUAUUUAAUUUUAUAAACAAACAGUAUUAUUGACUUGAAUCUCCUAAAGUUUUAAAACGUUAAAAAUUAUUACAUGAGUAGCUUGUGACAUUGUCUUACAUAUUACAUAUUUUCUAUGAUGGAAGCUUUAAGAAGUUUACAUACUCCUGACUCUAUACAUUCUUUGUCUUGUAUUAACACACAUAAUAUUGAUGAACUAUCAAAAGAAAAAGAAGAGGAGUUGUUAUAUAGUACAGGUGAUGAUGGCGAUGAAGAAGAUGCUCUCUCAGAUGAUAGUAUGCGUUUAAGACUCUCUGAUGAUGAAAUUGAGACAGAAGAUAUUUUAACACCUGUUUUAGAUAAUCAAGAAAACACAUCAAAAACUAAUGAAAUUGAAAUGACAUCUACAAGAACUGAAGAUAUGGAAAUUUCUUCUAUUCCAAAAAAAGAUAUAAUUAAUACAGAAGCAGAUACAAAGAAGAAGGAACACAGUUCAGAUAACGAUUCAGAUGAAAAAAUACUAAUUGAUUAUGAAAAAAUUGUUAAGAAAGGUGAAAGUGAACUGAUGAGAAAACCACGAACAGCUAAUGUUUCUCGUCUAUGGCAAAGUUAUGGAUCACAAUAUAAGUAUCCUAGAACUCCCAAUGGUCGCUCUUUUCAUUGGGUUAAUCAAAGAUUUCGUCAUUUAACACCUAGAGGACGUUAUAGACUUCAAUAUAACUGUAAUACAAGAUUUUAUAAUGGAUUUGGUCCUUUCGAACGAGGAAGAGGCAAUGGAAUAUUUCAUUCACAUAGUACGAUUUAUGGUGGUAGACGUCAAAAGAAAGGCUUUAGUUCUAAUACAAUGCACAAGCAAAAUAGUUCAACAGAAUCUGAUGUAAGUCCUAUAUCUCUAUCAAAUAAAAACAUAUCUUUAGAAGCUAAAGUUAAUAAUGAUAUUGAAACUAUAAAACUUGAUAAUGACGCAACAAUAGAUGGAGAUAGUAUAUUAUGUAGCAAAUCUGUAGUUAAUAACGAUAAGAAUGACCAUUCAAAUGAAUCAUUGAGUGAAAAAGUUGAAAAUACUCCUAUUAAAAAUAUUAGAAAAGAAAAUUCUGUUAACACUGAUUCUGUCAAUAAUUCAUUAGUACUAGAACAUGACUUGGAAGAAAAUACAAAAAUAAAAGUAUCUAAUGAUCCUGAAUGUAAAAAUACUACGAUCCAUACUUUGAAUGACAAUUCUAGUGAAAAUCCUCUAAAUUCUGAAACUGAUUCUCAGAAUGAUAAUAAUAGUAAGCAAAAAGACGAAAUAAGUAAAAAUGAUAUGAAUAAUGCAAAUAUUGAUUUUAGUGAUUUUCGUAAUUCUAACAAUUUCAAAGUGGAAGCAUUGAAUAUGGACAUAAAAUGUAAAUCUGGUAAAGAUGAAACUAUUAAAUAUACUAAAGGAAAAAGUAAUCAAGAACAAUGCAAAAGUAUAAAUAAUGAGGAACAAGAUAAAAUAACUAAAAUAACUGAUAUAAAAUGUAAAUCUGAUAAAGAUGAAGCUAUAAAAUAUACUGCAGAAAAAAGUAAUCAAGAACAAUAUAAAAGUAUAAAUAAUGAAGAACAAAAUAAAAUAACUAAAAUAACUGAUACAAAUGAAAGUACAGAAAUUAAAGAAGUCUAUAAAUUAGAAGAACAAGAUCUUAAUAGAAAUAAGAAAUUAACAGAACUCAGUCAAGAGAUAGAACUAUCUGGAAAUAAUUGUAAAACUACUGUUUUAAAUUCCUUAGAAGAAAAGGAAAUAGUAAAUAAUGAUAUAAUACUAAAUGGAAAAGUAACAAAUUAUAAAACAGAUGAAAUUCUUAGGAAUAAAAAAAAGAAAAUUUCUUCUGAAGAUAUGAAAUCAAAUGAAGAUUGUGAAAACAGUGAGUUUAAAUCAACGACUGUAUUAAAUAAUGUAACUAGCAACAAAAAUGGUAAUGUGCCAGAAAAAACGGUUAUUAAGAGUGUAAAAUGUGAUAAUCAAUUAAAAAGUAGUGAUAAUAGUACAAAUUCUAUCGAAAUUAGUAAAUCCAAUGCUUCUGAAAAUCAAUUAACUCGUCCUAUAAUUGAUCUUUGGGAACAAAAUGAGGACGUUACUAAAAAAGAUAUAAAAACUACAGAAAAGGAAAACUCAAUAAUAAGUUCUGCAAGUAAAAAAAAUUUAAGUGAAUACAUUGAAUUGAUGUCGGAUAAAAAUAGUUUACCUAGUGUAGAACUAGAACCUAGUGUAAUCACAGAAAAUGAUUCAUUAGAUUUUGCUACUAAUACAAAAAAUAAUAGUGAUGAUAGUGAUAAAAGAACUGUUGAAGUUUCUGUGACUACUCAAAGAAGGAAAAGACGAUCAAAAAGAGAGAAUGUUGUAGUAGAGCAAAUGAAUUGCACAGAAGAAAAACAAGCAGUGAGGGAAAGUGGAAGACGGAAGAGACGAACAGCUAAAAAUGCAGAAGAGAUUAUAAGAACAAAAUUCCUUCAUAGUGAUGUAGAAUCUAGUGAUGAUUCAGAAAAGUUUGUAGCUAUAAAUUUUAAAAUGAAUCAAGAUGCACGUCCUUCAUCGCCACCUUCAUUAAAAAGGACCUGUUCUGAUACUGAUACUCCUGUUAUGAAUGGUGGUGUUAAGAAAAUUAAAGCAAAUUUUGAAGAACGAUGUAAUGAAUUAAAAACACAAGAAAAUAAUUCUGACAACAUUAAAAACCUUAACUAUAUUCAUAAAUUUUUCCAAAGAGACUUGAAUGAAAAACUGCCAAAAUUAAAACAGGAAGAAUUAGAAGAACUUUUGAUACAAAAAAUUGUUGAAACGAUUACUAUGCGCGACGAAAUUGGUAAACUAAGAGAACAAGCACGUAUAUCAGAAAAAAAUCAAGAAGUAACGCGUGCAAAAUGUCAACAAUUAGCUAAACAAAUUAAAGAUUUUGAAAUGGUAUUAAACCGUAAUGCGGCAGAUCGGCGUGCGAGUAACGAUAAAUUCAGUCCACCAAUUAAGAUCAAUAGAUCUGUUGGAUUACAAGUUAAUUUUGUAACGGAUCAUGUAAUGCAAAAUUUAAGGCAAUUACAACAGAAUUCUAAUAUGAAGUCUCUACAUGUUUCAAGUAGUAAUAAUGCAUCAAAUACUUCUGUUAAUGAAACAAAUAAUGCAACCAGUCCAAGGAGAGGAAUUAAAACAAGAUCACCCAGGAAAACUGAGCCAAUAACUGGACAAACUUCUGUGGUGGCACAAAGUCAUACUCAAUCUCCAAACAUUAUGACUACUAUCACUCCUGCAGCUUUGGUUGUUGCUAAACCCCUAGAUUCACAGCACCCUCUGACAUUAUCAAAUCAGUCUAAUGUUCAACAAAUUAUAUCAAAUCAACAGAUACAACCACAACAAUCACAGCAAGCUAUAAUUGUAAAUGGAAAAUUUCCGAAUCAGAUAAAUGGUCAAGGAUCCACUACAACAAACGUCGCAAAAUCUCGUGCAAACGAUCUUAUUGAUCUUACGGAUGAAGAAGAGAAAAGUAAAGCUACUACUGGUGUACCAGUUGUAACAACUACAGUAAAUGAUCAACAAGUAAACUUAACACAAAAAACACAACAACCUUGCUUCCAAAGAGUAAUUCAGACUAUUCCUGGGAAUGUAGCCAUAACAAGUCAACCGCCUAGUAUAAGAGUAGUACAACCUGCUAGUCAGCCAACACCUACUGCUUUAGUGAAUAAUAUGAAUGCGCCUCGAUUAGCAUAUGUGAUGCCAACAAGGCAAUUAUUAAUAACACCAAAUUCCAGUCCGAUACGGCCUGUGACUUCGUGUAGAGCUUCAUUUCCAACUUUAACGUAUAAAACGGGAAUAUCAACUAUUGCAAAUGGAACGGUUCGAUUUUUGACGACUCCAGCUACUUCUAAUGUACAGUUAAAUAAGCAUCCAGCACCCUUACCAGAUACGCGUAAUUAUGCUGUAAAUCCUCUUUGGAAACUUUCACCACCAGCUCCAUCAUUAAAAAUUUCUAAAGUUGCACAUGGAAUAGUAUUAUCUUGGAAUAUGAAUUUGUCGGACAAGUAUGCAGAUAUUGUUAGUUACCAGUUGUAUGCCUACCAGGAAAUUGCUGGUGUUCCUCCUAACACGUCAUUGUGGAAGAAAGUAGGCGAUGUUCGAGCUUUACCACUACCUAUGGCGUGCACACUUACGCAAUUUUCUGAAGGAAAUAAUUAUCACUUCGCAGUUCGAGCAGUUGAUAUACAUUCCCGAAAAGGACAGUAUAGUAUACCUGGAAACAUUUCUUUAUAAAGUAUAUGAUAAAUUUUGAAUUAUUAUAUCAAUAUUAUUUUUACGCACAGUUAUAACAGUUCAUGACUCAUGUAACAACAAAUUCCGUACAGUCCUUUGCGUUAUCGUUCAAUUUAUUACAUUUAUUACAUGUAAAAUAUAUUUAAUUCAAUUACAGAAGUGUUUAUAAUGAUCAAAUAUGAUGUAUAGAUUACAUUACAAACGAAUUUGUUGUAUAGUAGUAAAUAUCCAUUUAAUCAUAAGUAAUUCGUACAAUCCUUGGUAACUAUGAUACAAUUGUAGCUAACGUAUUUUUAUCCGUCGUUUUUUAUACACCUCUUAAUUUAUAAAAUCAAAAAAUACAAAUCUUAAUUUUGACAAUAUACAUAUAGUUUACAUCCUUA
Molecule: messenger RNA, 6400 nt
Organism: Bombus huntii
Lineage: Eukaryota; Metazoa; Arthropoda; Insecta; Hymenoptera; Apidae
Gene: wde
Exons: 14
Coding region: 1896-6017 (1373 amino acids)
Biological process (GO): regulation of DNA-templated transcription
Cellular component (GO): nucleus; transcription regulator complex
Molecular function (GO): protein binding; transcription coregulator activity
Source: RefSeq, a predicted model, not a curated record